UCCAGGGGCCAUGGUAUGGUUUGCUACCAUCACACAUGAAGUACCUAGACGACGUCUCAUGCUAAAUAUGGCCGCUGUUAACCAAGGCACGAAACUUUUCGUUGCAAGAUUACCAUGGGUUGCUUGUCGAGAGUCAUUAUGGAGCCACUUCAAGCAGUUUGGAAACAUCAGAGAGACAAGAGUUAUAUUUGAUUCAAAUACAGGACGGUCAAAGAAGUUUGGUUUUGUUGUGUAUAAAGAUUCUGAUGCUGCUGAAAAGGCUCUGAGUUCUGGCCCACACAUUGUAGAAGGAAGAGAGAUUGCAGUUCUACUGUCAGAUGUAUCAAAUAAAGCUAAUUCAAGUGAAAGUGAGAAGGAAUGAUAUCCAAUGUUGUGCAAAAUAGAGACAAAAAUUUGUUAGCAGAGCCCUGUACAUCCAUGCUAACAUACAUUGGUUGAAAUUGUGUGCUGCUCUUCAUAAAAGCACAAUUGGUAUUGGUGACAUGAUGACCUUUCUAGCUUGUUUAGUGUGUGACAAUCAUUCUAUAUUGAAUUUUCCAUUGACUGAAUAUUUAUUGUCCAUUUAAUUUGUAAUUUUUGUUCAGUUGAUUUGGUCCAAGAACAGAUUAGUUAUAUGAAGGCAUUAAAAUGCAUA
This is a messenger RNA of Rhopilema esculentum, 634 nucleotides long. The record is from RefSeq and is a predicted model, not a curated record. Lineage: Eukaryota; Metazoa; Cnidaria; Scyphozoa; Rhizostomeae; Rhizostomatidae.